AUGGCAUGCCCACCAAACAGUGACAAUGUAUUCGGGCCCCGCGUCAACCCAGAGUGUCGCCCAUUCGAUUUCACUUUGCUUUUUGAAGAUGCCUUUUUUGGGCUACUCCCAGCUGCACUAUUUCUGGUUCUGACUCCACAACGACUGUAUAUGCUUCGCACUUCGCCCGUCAAGUUGGAUUCUUUCCGACUGAUCCUUGUGAAAUUGACUCUAUUGGCUGUGCUGUGCAUUCUGCAUAUACUCUACACAGCCUUAAGAGUUGAAGAUCCUGAGUUGCACACCAGCGUAGGACUUGCCUCCGGCAUCGUGAAUAUCAUCGCGACAGGCGGGGCUAUCAUGCUUUCUUACCUCGAAGAUCAGCGCUCUGUUAAACCAUCUGACCUCUUGGUUAUAUACUACUCCGUGCAACUACUUCUUGUAUUGCCACAACUACGUUCCUUAUGGCAGAUAUCUACCGCCAGUGAGCCUUGUCGGGCAUUGUGGACAACAAUCUUUGUUUUCAACAUCGCAGUACUAAUCGCGGAGUCCAUGCAUAAGAAUCGGUUCUUGCGCCCACUCUACCAGAAAACGAAAGGGGAAGGCAUUCUGGGAUUUUGGGGUCAAAGCUUUUUCAUUUGGGUGCUCCCGGUUCUUCAAACCGGAUACUCAAAGGUGCUGGGUACUGAUGACAUUCCGGAAAUGGACGCCGACCAACAGACACAACUCACCGGAGAAGAAUUGGAGAAGGCCUGGAAAAUCAAUAGUGGCAAACAUCGAUUACUUUGUUCUACCUUCUCCGCCUAUAGGAAUACUUUCCUGUCAGCAAUCGGGCCUCGUCUCUGUCUCUCUGCAUUCAACUUCUGUCAACCAUUUCUCAUUACCACGACUAUUGCCUACAUACAGAACGAUGGGUCCGACCCAGAUAGGAAGAGACGUGGCCAAGCCAUUGUUGGUGCAUAUGUCUUGGUCUACUUAGGCUGGGUCCUAUCUACGGCAGUCUACUGGCGCCAAACAAAUCGGUUCAACACCAAAGUGCGCUCCGGCUUGAUCUCUAUGGUUUAUACUCAAACUUCUCGUCUCAAGGCCAGCGAUAUCAAGGACUCCGCAGCCAUUACUCUUAUGGGUACCGAUGUAGAGAGGAUUGUACAGAGUCAGAAGACAAUCCACGAAACGUGGGCUUCGGUCCUAGAAGUCGGUAUCGCUAUCUGGUUGCUAGAACGGCAGCUUCUAGUCGCCUGCGUAGUUCCUGCCGUCAUUGCAAUAGGCUCGGUGCUGGCUAUAGGGCCAAUAUCUGCCCGAUCAGGACAGGCUCAAAAGGAAUGGAUUGAGCGCGUCCAGACCCGAGUGGCAGCGACGUCCACCAUGCUACGCGACAUCAAGUCCAUCAAGAUGCUCGGACUUUCUCAGGUCCUAUUGAGCACCACAUCCGAGCUACGAAAGAUUGAGCUCAAAAUCUCUGAGCGGUUCCGGAAGCUGCUCAUCUGGGAAAUUGUUAUAUCUAACGUGCCCACUGAAUUCGCUCCUUUUGCAACCUUCGCUGUCUACACCAUCAUCGCGGUGGUAAAGCACGAUAAGACAUUACUUUCCAGUCAGGCCUUUACGUCUCUUUCGUUGAUCUCCCUCGUUACCAGUCCACUCAUCACCUUUGUCCAGGCUGUGCCUUCUGUGCGUCAAGCCAUGUCGUGUUAUCUUCGCAUUGAAGAAUACUGCGAAAAAGAGCCCGCUGGGCUUGUCACGCAUACAGCAUCAUCCCCUGUGCUCUCACUCACAGAUAAUGAUCGGGAUGUGGAGCUGCGAUCAUUUCAACCAAAGUCAGAGUACAGUGCUACGCCUGUCUCUUUCGAGCGAGCUAGUGUUGGGUGGUCAAAGGCUGGCGAAAAUAAGCUUCAUGACAUAACUUUGCGUGUCGGAUCGGGAGUUACCAUGCUAAUUGGACCAGUAGGCUCCGGAAAGUCCACCUUGCUCUGUAGUCUCUUGGGUGAAACAGUGAUCAAAUCUGGGGAUGUGCGGGUUGAAGAUCAUCAAAUGGCGUAUUGUUCCCAAGCCCCCUUCAUCAUAAAUGAUACAGUGCGCCAGAACAUUACAUUCGGUUCACCAUUUGAUCCGAAAUGGUAUGAGUUUGCCAUAUGGGCUUGCGGCCUCAAAGAAGACCUGUCAGAUAUGCCGGGUGGUGAUCUGUAUCGUGCAGGGACCAAUGGCCUUUCACUUAGUGGCGGCCAAAAGCAGCGGGUUGCAUUGUGCCGUGCUAUCUACUCGAGGAGAAGGCUGGUCGUCCUGGAUGAUGUCUUCAGUGGACUUGACUCGAACAACAUCAGGGUUAUUUCUACGCGUCUUUUCGGCCCGAAUGGAUACUUUCGCAGACCUGGGAUGACAGUCCUUCUAGCCACUCAUACAGAACAUUUAUUCCAAUAUGCGGACGAUAUUGUCGUUCUUGAAGAAGGUAGAAUCGUGCAGACUGGGUCGUUUGAGAAUGUGAUGCAGCUCAGCAAGCCCGCAAGCACCGAGUCCCCAGUGAGCACCGUCGGAACUGCAGACCACGCGGCAUCCGCGACGCAAGAGGGUGAUGAGCUGAGCAAUACCGCUGCGAAUCCUUCACCUCCAGACUCUCCGAGCCCUCUGCGACGCGAAGGAACUUGGUCUGUGUACAAAUACUAUUUUAGGAGUGCUGGAUUCAUUCCGUUUGCAACCUGUCUGGCUUUCAUUGUUGUGGAAGCAGUCAGUGGAGACUUCACAACUCUAUGGAUCCAGUGGUGGGUGGAGGCCAACGAAAGGAGUCCCAACAAAGACGCGGGUAUGUAUUUGGGAGUGUAUGCGGCGCUCUUCGUGAUACAACUCGUAGGCAAUGUGGGUGGAUUGUGGCUUCUGAUUAUAAAUAUAAUCAACAAUACUGCGUUGAAUCUCCAUACAGACCUUCUCACUGCGACGCUGAGUGCACCGUUGAGGUUCUUCCAGGACACAGAAAUAGGCGCCUUGACUAAUAGGUUUAGUCAAGAUAUGGAGUUGAUUGACAUGAUGCUUCCUUUGGUAGCAUCUAUGUACUUGACAGGAUUCGCAAGCUGCGUGGUCAAAUUGGUCAUCCUCUGCAUCGUCAGCAAGUACCUCGCAGUUGCAGUGCCAGCGCUUCUGGUCAGCCUAGUGAUACUCCAGAGAUAUUACCUUCGCACUUCUCGGCAGGUACGGCUGCUGGAUUUGGAAGCCAAGGCUCCCCUGUAUACGCAUUUCACGGAAGCAGUUCAUGGGGUCACCACCCUCCGUGCUUUCGGCAUGAAUCCCUGGUUCCAGGAGAAACUGCACAUGCUCCUCGAUAAAUCACAAAGACCUUUUUAUAUGUUGUACUGCAUACAGCAAUGGCUGACCCUUGUAAUGGGCUUGAUUGUUGCGGCUUUGGCAGUGAUUAUCGUUGCGAUGACAACCUCUUUGGCCGACCAAUAUAACGGUGCGGCGGUCGGUGUUGCUCUCAGCUUGAUCCUAACCUUCAACAGCACUAUUUCGAGCACUCUCCGGUCCUGGACUAGUCUUGAGACGACCAUCGGGGCAGUUUCGCGAGUUCAACGAUUUGUGCAAGACACUCCUCGCGAGGCAAACCAUGGCCUCAUGAGGAGCGUAGUUCCGGGAGUAUCGGGUCACUCUCAGUUUACAAUCGCAUUCGAUAAUGUAACAGCAGGAUACAGUCAAGCCAGCCCGCCGGUCCUGAAGAAUCUGUCGCUCACUAUUCGCCAUGGUGAAAAGGUAGCCAUCUGCGGAGCAUCAGGUAGUGGGAAGUCAUCUAUAAUAAUGUCGCUUCUUCGUAUGAGCGAGAUCCAAUCCGGAAAAAUAUCGAUCGGUGGCUGCGACAUAUCGGAGCUCGAGAGACAAGCUAUUCACUCUGCUAUCAAUGUUAUCCCGCAAGACCCGUUUCUGCUCCCCGGCACUGUUCGCUUCAAUCUGGAUCCGUUUGGAAUGGCCACGGAUGAACGCAUCACUUCUGGGCUCCAGAAGGUAGAUCUGUGGAGACGAAUCAGUACCGACGGGGGGCUAGACAUGGACAUGUCCAGCAUCUCAACCUGGUCAGUGGGCGAAAGGCAAUUGCUUGCGCUCGCCCGGGCGCUUGUGGUCCCGCGGCCCAUCCUCAUCCUCGACGAGGCCACUAGUAGCGUCGACCGAGAGACAGAAGCAUUUAUGCAAGAAAUUAUCGAGCAGAAUUUUCGCCACCAAACCGUGAUUGCUGUCAUUCAUCGCUUCGCUCACAUUGAUCGGUUCGAUCGGGUAGCGUUCCUCCAGGAUGGGGAGAUGCUUGAAUGCGACGCGCCGCAGGCAUUGCUGGGACGGGAUUGCAAUUUCCGGGAGCUAUACCGAGCCUGGGAGAGAGCAUAG
This is a messenger RNA of Aspergillus piperis CBS 112811, 4332 nucleotides long. Its product is annotated as ATP-binding cassette transporter. Gene Ontology annotation, cellular component: membrane. The coding region runs from base 1 to 4332 and encodes 1443 amino acids. The transcript has 11 exons. The record is from RefSeq and is a predicted model, not a curated record. Lineage: Eukaryota; Fungi; Ascomycota; Eurotiomycetes; Eurotiales; Aspergillaceae. Gene Ontology annotation, molecular function: ABC-type transporter activity; ATP hydrolysis activity; ATP binding. Gene Ontology annotation, biological process: transmembrane transport.